Molecule: messenger RNA, 1178 nt
Organism: Psylliodes chrysocephalus
Lineage: Eukaryota; Metazoa; Arthropoda; Insecta; Coleoptera; Chrysomelidae
Source: the annotation of a GenBank genome assembly
CAUAAAUAUUAUAAACAUUGCAAAAAAGCCGUUAAUACUCUGUUUAUUUUUCGUUAUUUCUACAAUCCAUAAAUGGAGAAAAUCUUAGAUAAACAAAAGAAAUAGGUAAUUAGGUCCAAAUGGUUGUCUGAUGAAUUUGACAGGGGAUGAUAAGUGAAACUUAUUGCAUUAGAACCGGUCAAGUAUGAGAGUGUACAAAAGCGAUGGAAGUUUCGUUGAAGAUAUUAAUGAUACUGAAUUUGGAUGGUAUUUUACUGAAAUCAUAGUUGACGAAAGUGAAGACAAGUUUGAAGAGAUUAAUAAAGAAACCAGAUAUAUAUCAAAACUGAAAAAAUCUCUUCCUAAACAAUACGAAUCUCUAGAUUUUCCCAUUAUCGAGGAACACAAAACUAUAUUAAUAGAAAAAAUUAAUCCUAAAAUUAAAAUUGAACAUAUUUAUGAAAUUGAAUCUUGCAGCAAUGAUGAACCUCAAACGAAUGAAGAAGUCGUUAAUUCUGUUGAUAUUAAUUUCCCUCCGAACGAAAAAUUGGCUGAAAUGGUCACCCCAUGUAACACGGAAACCAAGAUAUUACUAUCUAUAAUAAAUUACUCGAAAUAUAAAACGUUAGUCAAAGAAAAUACCACUGGAGAUUUGAUGAAAACUGUUAAUAUAAAGACGACAAACUUGAAAAAUCUAAUUAACGAUAAACGCACUAGCAUAACACAAGAUAUGUUUAGCGAAAUAAUCAAUUAUCAUGCUACAAAGGAAGAUAACAUGAUGUCUUUGAUGAUGGAGUUAAUUUUAACUGAUGUGGAUUGUGAUAUUCAAGAUAUUGUGGAUUCUAAUGUGGAAACAGAAAAGAAGGUUAUAUUACCUCAGUUUAUAUUGCAAUCUUGUGAUAUUGAUAAUAGUUUGUCCAGUAACAGCACAAAUAAAGAUGAAUCGCGGAUUGAAAACAAUAAUUAUUUACAAGUUUCAAAUAGAUCAAACAUUUUAAACAGCAUCGGUCUGAGCAAUGAAGAUAAAAGCAUUCAAAGUAUUUGCGAGGAAACUUUCGAAAUGCACCAAGUAUUGGCGGAUAUUAGAAAAAGCUUUCAGAUGCAGAUUCAUCUUUGCUAAAUGUACUGCCACGAGGCAAUAAUGAAAUAGAGAAACACUGGAGGUCCAAUCAGAAUCGUGCUUCUAGAAGUCAAAAAUA